UGAAUGUGCAACAGGGUGGCAUCAUUUGGGAUCAUCUUGCUAUUUCUUCAGCCAUGAACGUUGUAAUUGGUUUCAAGCUGAGUUCAGUUGUAGUGCACACAACGCCCGCCUUGCUGAAGUUCAGUCAAAAGAACAGGCGACCUUUUUAGUAAACAUGGGUAAAACUCUAGGACCAGGUCAAAGCUAUUGGUUGGGAGGUAGAGAUGAUGUCGUAGAAGGAAUGUGGACGUGGGCUCAAACAGACCAGCUGUUCAAUUUUACUGACUGGUAUCCAAAUGUACCAGACAACAAGGGCAGAAACGAGAACUGCUUACAUAUGUAUGCUGCAUAUAGUUUGAAAUGGAACGACGCCUCAUGUACCGGACUAUACAGAUUUAUCUGUGAACAAGAGUAUUCUGGAGAUGGUUCUGAAAUAAUAGGAUAAACAAAUAUCAAUGUGAAAACAACUUGUUUUGCUUUUAAAUUUUAUUGGACCAAUAGUUAAUCAAACUUAUAUUCUUAAUCCAAAGAAAUACUGCAUAUACCUCGGGGGCGAUCUGCAUUAAAUUCACAAUUGUCUUCUAAUCAUUCAAAAUAAAUUAAACGUUCGAGUCAGUUCAUUUGAUAUUUAAAUCUUAUUGAAAAACUGUGUUAUCAUCCUUUAUUUUAUAUACCAUGUAUACUUUAACUUAA
Messenger RNA from Mytilus californianus (California mussel), 672 nucleotides. Its product is annotated as perlucin-like. The record is from RefSeq and is a predicted model, not a curated record. Bases 155 to 424 code for a protein of 89 amino acids. NCBI's taxonomy places the organism in Eukaryota, Metazoa, Mollusca, Bivalvia, Mytilida, Mytilidae. The transcript is spliced from 4 exons.